Exophiala dermatitidis NIH/UT8656 is the source of this 837-nucleotide messenger RNA. RefSeq lists its product as uncharacterized. The transcript has a single exon. The record is from RefSeq and is a predicted model, not a curated record. Gene Ontology annotation, cellular component: plasma membrane. The coding region runs from base 1 to 837 and encodes 278 amino acids. NCBI's taxonomy places the organism in Eukaryota, Fungi, Ascomycota, Eurotiomycetes, Chaetothyriales, Herpotrichiellaceae.
AUGUCUCUCCCCUCAGAAUCCACUGCCUCAGACAUCAAUCUGAUCUCCAAGUUUCUGUCUUGUCAAACUGUACCCUCGCUUCUGUCAAGUCAACCCGUUGAUGUGCUUGUUUUCUGCGCCACUGCUGUCCUUCCUGUUGCCGACAACGUUUUCUCAGCUCUGGAAUCCCGCCCAGCAUUGGCGAAGACUUUAGUCCUCUGCGGCGGCAUUGGUCAUUCGACGGAGCUCCUUUACGAGUCUAUUCGCAAUAGCAAGAGAUACGGCUUCCUGGCCGAGAAGGUUCAGGGUUUACCCGAGGCUGACGUGCUCAACGUGAUCCUCCAGCAAUGCUACCCAAAGCUUGUUGAACAGAUCAGAUCGAAUGCUCUCAAGCUUCUGAUCGAAAAAAAAUCGACAAACUGCGGAGCAAACGCAGUUGAAACACGCCGUGUACUCGAAAGCCAUUCCGUGUCCACGCCGAGCUCGGUCAUUAUUGUCCAAGAUGCCACCAUGUCACUGCGCACACUAGCUUCCUUCCAACAUGUCUACGCCGAUGCCCUGCCCCAGCCCGAAUUCUUGACCUGCCCAACCUUCGUGCCUAGGAUGUCAUUGAGUCCUUUGAACUCUGGCGGAGGAGAGGCCUCGAAGCUACAUUUCGAUGUUCCAGGCAUUGACGAGUCGGAUCUGUGGGACGACCAGCGUUUCUUUGACCUCAUCUUGGGCGAGAUCCCACGGCUAAGGGAUGACGGGAACGGUUAUGGGCCUAAUGGCAAAGGCUACAUUGCUCAUGUGGACAUUCCACCGGACGUGGAAGCUGCAUGGUCAAGGUUACGGCUGGUAUUGGAUUCCAAUCGUUGA